ACAGUGUUUCCGUGUUCUAUAGAUGCCAAAUGUUUUACACAGAACACAAAGCCUAUUAAACCACACACAGGUAAGGCAGGUGGAAGGCCACUGAUAUGUUCAGAGUGUGGAAAAUGUUUUACAAAGAAAUCAUAUCUUGUUAUACAUCACAGAAUUCACACAGGUGAGAAGCCAUUUCCAUGUUCUGAGUGUGGGAAAUGUUUUACACAGAAAUCACAUCUUGUUAGACAUGAGAGAAGACACACAGGUGAGAAGCCAUUUUCCUGUUCCGAGUGUGGGAAAUGUUUUGCACAGAAAUCAGCUCUUGUUAGACAUGAGAGAGAGCACACAGGUGAGAAGCCAUUUCCAUGUUCUGAGUGUGGGAAAUAUUGUGUAAGUAAAUCACAACUUGUUACACAUCUGCGCAGUCACACAGGUGAGAAACCUUUUCCAUGUUCUGAGUGUGGGAAAUGUUUUGCAUGUAAAUCACAUCUUGUUAUACAUCACAGAAGUCACACAGGUGAGAAGCCAUUUCCAUGUUCUGAGUGUGGGAAAUGUUGUGUAAGUAAAUCACAACUUGUUACACAUCUGCGCAGUCACACAGGUGAGAAACCUUUUCCGUGUUCUGAGUGUGGGAAAUGUUUUGCAUGUAAAUCAGAUCUUGUUAUACAUCACAGAAGUCACAUAGGUGAGAAGCCAUUUUCUUGCUCUGAGUGCGGGAAAAGUUUUACCUGGAAAUCCAAUCUUGUUAGACAUGAGAGAGAGCACACAGGUGAGAAGCCAUUUCCAUGUUCUGAGUGUGGGAAAUGUUGUGUAAGUAAAUCACAACUUGUUACACAUCUGCGCAGUCAAUAA
Molecule: messenger RNA, 834 nt
Organism: Pseudophryne corroboree (corroboree frog)
Lineage: Eukaryota; Metazoa; Chordata; Amphibia; Anura; Myobatrachidae
Product: gastrula zinc finger protein XlCGF17.1-like
Exons: 2
Biological process (GO): regulation of transcription by RNA polymerase II
Cellular component (GO): PcG protein complex; transcription regulator complex; chromatin
Molecular function (GO): RNA polymerase II cis-regulatory region sequence-specific DNA binding; DNA-binding transcription factor activity, RNA polymerase II-specific
Source: RefSeq, a predicted model, not a curated record